ACAUAAGAAGAUUAUCAUGCAAGCAUUCUCCGUUUGAGAAAAGAAAAUGAGUUCUUUCUUGCAACUCUUACUACCUUUUGCUUCCUUCUUCUUGUUCACCAUUUUGGUCUUCAAAUGGUACUUUAAUCCUGCUUCAACAGCCGGGAAAAGGAUACCAUCUCCACCAAAGCUUCCCGUGAUUGGAAAUCUUCAUCAACUCGGCUUAUUCCCCCAUCGUGCGCUUCAAGCACUAUCCAAACGCUAUGGUCCAAUCAUGAUGCUUCAUCUCGGGAGUGUGCCAGCGGUUAUUGUCUCGUCAGCUGAAGGAGCUCGGGAGAUCAUGAAAACUCACGACCUGGUUUUCUCAAACAGGCCAAAAGUAAGCAUUCCUGAUAAAAUUGUUUAUGGGUCUAAGGAUAUAGCUUUUGCGCCUUACGGUGAACACUGGAGGCAGGUGAGAAGUAUAUGUGUGCUUCAUCUUUUGAGUUUCAAAAGAGUUCAAUCUUUUCGCUAUAUAAGGGAAGAAGAAACGGAUCUUAUGAUCCAGAAAAUUAGGCAGUCAUCUACUUCUCCCACAUCCGUGACAAACUUGAGCAAUUUAUUGGUGUCAGUUACUAAUGAUACUAUAUGUAGAGUGGCUCUGGGGAGGAAAUAUAGUGAUGGUGAAGCGGAUGGAAGCAACAAAUUUGAGUUAAUGUUGAAGGAAAUAAUGGAGAUAGCGGGUACUUUUAAUGUAGGUGAUUACAUUCCGUGGCUUAAAUGGAUGAAUAUGGUGAAUGGUUUGGAUGCUAGAGUUGAUAGACUGGCUAAAACAUUUGAUAAAUUUUUGUCAAGUAUAGUUGAAGAACAUAGAAGCAGAAGAAAGCAAGAAAACAGCAGCAAUGCAACGGAUCUUGUGGAUUUAUUACUCGAAAUUCAAAGCGAAAAAAAAACUAGUUUCACUCUUGAUGAUGAAACCAUGAAAAGUGUAAUUUUUGAUAUGUUUGCUGCUGGGACUGAUACAACAUAUACUUCUUUGGAGUGGACAGUGACGGAGGUUUUAAGGCACCCAAAAGUCAUGAAAAAACUGCAAAACGAGGUGAGACAAGUAGCAGGAGGCAAGUCAGAGAUAACUGAAGAUGAUUUAGAAAAAAUGCCCUAUUUGAAGGCAGUUAUGAAAGAGAGCUUAAGACUACACCCUUCGAUUCCAUUACUCGUUCCACGAGAAUCGACACAGGACACUAAAGUAAUGGGUUACAACAUUCCAACUGGUACACAAGUGAUGGUCAAUGCUUGGGCAAUUGCAAGAGACCCAAAAGAGUGGGAAAAUCCUGAAGAAUUCAAUCCAGAAAGGUUCUUUAAUAAUACAGAAGUGGACUUUAGAGGGUUCAAUUUUGAGUACAUUCCAUUUGGUGCUGGUCGAAGAGGUUGCCCUGGUAUUACUUUUGCCAUGGCUGUCAAUGAAUUUGCGUUAGCAAAAUUGAUGCUUAACUUCAACUUCGCCUUGCCAAUUGGAGCAAAAGAUUGGGACCUGCUCGAAGCCGUUGGAAGCACUGUCCAUAAAAAGCAUCCUCUACUUGUCGUCGCCACCCCUUGUUCUUCCUAGUGCUUGUCAUCACUCCGUCGACUCUCUUAAUUAUCUCACGUCCUCUCCAAAAUAAACAAGUUAAAGGUUUUCCACAAAAUGUUAAACUUAUUUUGUACUUGCGAUUCUUUAUCAUCAUGUUUUCUAUCAUCAUAGUUGCAAUAAAAAUUAUAUGUAUCUAAAUUUCGUUCUUAUGUAACAGAAAACAGUUUAUUAAUUAUUAGCAUGUGAUGAAAAGCA
Olea europaea var. sylvestris is the source of this 1783-nucleotide messenger RNA. RefSeq names its product cytochrome P450 71A3-like. The transcript has 2 exons. The record is from RefSeq and is a predicted model, not a curated record. Lineage: Eukaryota; Viridiplantae; Streptophyta; Magnoliopsida; Lamiales; Oleaceae. Bases 47 to 1564 code for a protein of 505 amino acids. Gene Ontology annotation, molecular function: heme binding; iron ion binding; oxidoreductase activity, acting on paired donors, with incorporation or reduction of molecular oxygen.